AUGUCUGCUGCCAACGCUACACAGCAGGUCAUUCCGAAGGCUUUUCCUAAAAUAUUACACCGAUAUGUUGGUAGACCGAGGGUGUUUGAGUGUUUGAAGCCGUACGAGAAGUAUUAUGUGGUGGCCUACUUGAACUCCGUUUACAACGCAGCGCCUCUUUUCAAGUGGUCGCUCAGUAUUGUUCCACUUUACGGCAUUUUUUCUGGAAGCGUACCGGUGGAAAAGGUGGAUUUUAAUUCCAGUGCCGCUCUCAGCAUCACGGGUCUUGUAUGGUUUGUGUAUGCGCUUCUUAUCCAGCCGCAGAACUCUGGGAGUCGUUCAUUGGCUCUCGUUAACAUGUGUCUGGCUUCCGUAAACGGGUACAACUGCUACCGCAGCUGGGCCUACAAGAGAGUCAAGGCAUUGGACAGUUAG
Messenger RNA from Trypanosoma cruzi, 414 nucleotides. RefSeq lists its product as uncharacterized. Lineage: Eukaryota; Euglenozoa; Kinetoplastea; Trypanosomatida; Trypanosomatidae. Gene Ontology annotation, biological process: pyruvate import into mitochondria. The record is from RefSeq and is a predicted model, not a curated record. Bases 1 to 414 code for a protein of 137 amino acids. Gene Ontology annotation, cellular component: mitochondrial inner membrane. The transcript has a single exon.